This is a messenger RNA of Trichoplusia ni (cabbage looper), 4691 nucleotides long. RefSeq names its product kelch-like protein 5. The record is from RefSeq and is a predicted model, not a curated record. The transcript is spliced from 10 exons. The coding region runs from base 157 to 1986 and encodes 609 amino acids. Gene Ontology annotation, molecular function: protein binding. Lineage: Eukaryota; Metazoa; Arthropoda; Insecta; Lepidoptera; Noctuidae.
CUUUGUUUGUCAAGGAGUAAAAAAUAGAUGUCUUUGUUUUCGUUUGUUGAAUUUCAUGUCGAAACGUUGCUUUGUUAUGAACGGUGUAAUUUCGAUUUUGGGAGAAAGGUCAUUUAAACUUAGAGAUAGCUUUUGUUAAAAAGCAAAGAUUUAAACAUGUCUGCAAAUGAUUCUCAGAAAGCUGAGGCUUCUAAAGACAACAUAUCAAAUAAUUCGAUCGAUGAAGGCUUACCAAGAGAGCUAAGUCAGUUAAGUCUUUCAAGUGCUUCAAGUCAAGAAGAAUUCUUUUGUGACAAAGGACAUUCUGGAAUAGCAUUGAAAAAUAUAUUCAGCUAUUAUCAAUCACAAAAAUUAUGCGACGUCGCCCUAAUCGCCGGAGGAUGCAGGAUACCCGCACACAAAAUACUUCUGGCAUCAUGCAGCGAGUACUUUGCUGCAAUGUUCACAGGAUCCCUAAGAGAGGCCCAGUCCAGUGAGAUAACACUUGAGAGAGUUGAUCCACAAGCACUACAAGACCUUGUGCACUAUUGUUACACUGGCACCAUAGAACUGAGAGAGGAGACAGUUGAAGUUCUUCUCUCCACAUCCAGCUUGUUGCAGCUUACUUCAGUCACAGAAGCUUGUUGUGCUUUUUUACUGCGGCAGUUGGACCCCUGUAAUUGUCUGGGAAUAGCUUUAUUUGCGGAACAGCAAUCCUGUCUGGAUUUACACAAAAGCGCUUUGAAAUACACAUACCAACACUUUAUGCAGGUGGUGAAACAUCAAGAAUUCUUAGCUCUGCAAGCUGACCAGUUGGCCAACUUGCUGAAGUCAGAUGAUCUUAAUGUAGUGACUGAAGAAAAUGUGUUCGAGAGUCUCAUGACAUGGGUACAACAUGACAGUGCCAAAAGGGAAAGCCAUUUAGCUACACUACUGAAGCUAGUUAAACUGCCACUACUUUCAUCAGAGUACUUAAUAGACAAAGUGGAGCUGGCUUGUGGUAAUGUCCCAGAAUGUCAACCCCUUAUAAUGGAGGCUGUGAAGUGGCAUCUCUUACCGGAACGACGAUCUCUCCUGUUCUCACAUCGCACACGGCCGCGUACGUCUACUAUUGGUCGGCUUCUAGCCAUCGGUGGCAUGGAUGGAUACAAGGGUGCCAGCAAUAUGGAGAUGUACGACCCCAGAACAAACACAUGGACCCCAUUUAUGAGAAUGGGAGCUAGGAGGUUACAGUUUGGAGUGGCAGUGAUGCAAAACAAACUUGUUGUAGUUGGUGGCAGAGAUGGUCUUAAGACUUUGAAUACGGUGGAAUGCUUUGAUCUCACUUCAUUGAGCUGGAGUGUCCUGGCUCCUAUGAAUACACAUAGACAUGGCCUUGGUGUGGCCGUACUUGGAGAAGGUCCAAACUCGCCGGUAUACGCCGUCGGCGGACACGACGGAUGGAUAUACUUGAAUUCUGUAGAAAGAUGGGACGCGUGCUCGCGCUCGUGGACGAUGGUGUCGCCGAUGGCGGGCGCGCGCAGCACGUGCGGCGUGGCGGCGCUGCGCGGGCGCCUGUUCGCGGUGGGCGGCCGCGACGGCGGCGCCUGUCUGCGCUCCGUCGAGUGCUACGACCCCAACACCAACCACUGGACCAACUGCGCGCCCAUGACGCGCCGCCGCGGGGGCGUCAGCGUAUGCGCUGCAGGAAACUACUUAUACGCUCUCGGUGGUCAUGAAGCACCUGCCAAUACUGUCGGUGGUCGACUGGCGUGCGUCGAGCGGUAUGAUCCAGUCGCCGAUUCCUGGGUCCUGCUAGCCCGCCUCUCGUACGGAAGGGAUGCCAUAGGAUCCUGUCUACUAGGGGAUCGGAUUGUCGCUGUCGGAGGCUACGAUGGAGUUCAAUACCUGUGUGUGGUGGAGGUGUACGACUCGGAGUCCAACUGCUGGCGCAAGCUGGCGCCGCUGAGUACAGGCCGCGCGGGCGCCGCCGUGGUCGCCGUGCCUGCGCCCAAAAACUCCUUCUGAUAUUACACCAACCACCGCCUACAAACCUACGCAGUAACAACGCCGGUGGAAACUGCUAAUUUUAUCUCUAUAUUCUCAUUAUCCGACGAUGAUGAUGAUUGCCGCUACUAUUGAAGCCUCUCACAUCAUCUCCUACACAUUGACAUUUUGACAGUUUAAAAUUAUAUGUGGUUGAUGUUGAAGGAUAUUUUAUAACUGCGAUAGUCGUGACCGUUUAUAUAUAGAAAAAUGUAAGGUUUAACUGAUUAUUGAUAGACCUAAACUCUCGACUGUAAAGACUUUCUACUGUAAAUUACAAGAUACAUUAGGCACAUUUUUCUUAGCGAUUGAAUUCAAUGUUUUAACUAAAUAGAGAUAGAAUAGUGUCACUGGCCGCAUAUUAUUAUUGCUGUGCUUUUUAUAUAAAAAAAUAUAGCUUUAUUUUGAUUAUAUUUUAUAAUUUGCAAGACUGUUAAAAAUGUUAUUCCAUUUCACGAAUUUAAAAGGUAACUAGAAUUAUGUAUUGUAUUUAGUAUAUGUAAUAUUUUUUUGUGAUCAGAGAUUGUUGUAGUUUAUUUUUCUAUAAAUUUCUAGAUGUGGUUCUGAUAGUUUUAUCUUGAUAAUAUUUUAUGCUGAUAAAUGAUGUUAAUAUCCGACCCCAGAUGUAUGGGAACAGGGAAGAAGAAGUUAGAAGAAUAAUGUUAUAUCAAGUAAGACAUUUCUUAUUGUCGACUUAAUAAACUAUUUCUAGUGAAUCAACUAAUAAAAAAACUAACGAGUGCUGUAUUCAUAAUUGGUAAAGAUCUCAAUACUAAAACAAUGCAAAAGUUAAUAAUAAUAGGUUUAGUUAUGUAAUUGUAAUGACUUAAUUAGGAGACUGUUUUAAUGUAUAGCUUUUAAUCACUGAUUUAAUUGCAAGGGAAGCGCCGAACAAUUAUUUCCCAUUUGGUCUUUCUCAUCUAACAUUAAGGUAUUCCAGGUUGAAUAUAUACUGAACUUAUACAGGUAAAUUGUUCCAGUUUAAUCAAAUUAUUAAAAUUAGUUUUUUUUUCAUAUUCGGCAAGUAUGGUGAACGCUUUUUAUUUUUAAUGAAACCAUGACGCUGCAUCUGGCACCUUUUAAUGAAUCAAGAAAUCAAUUAAUGAAUUACUCAAACUGUAAUGAAAUAAAAUAUCGUUUUUGCUUAAAGAACCAAAAUGUAGAAAGCCUCCGUUAUGAUAAGACCUUAAAUUUUGUUAUAUCUGUAUGUAUCUAAAAAUGUUCACUUUUAAAAACAUUUUCUUUUUACUUUGGUAGAGACAAGAUUAGAUCGAUGAAUAGCUAAAAAUGUACAAAAAAAUAACUCGUUUUCAUGUUAAAUAUAUUUAUAUGAAUAAUAUUACAUAUGGAGAAAUAUUUAUCUCAACUCAGAUUUAUUUUUCUUCAAUAGACGACAUUAUUCGUAUUUCGUACUUUUAUACUAUUUUUAAGGGUUGUGUACUAUUGUUUAUAAUAAAAGCUAUUUUUAUAUAAAUCGAUAUCCAUAUCUAAAAUAAAUUUAUUUGUUGGUCUACUUUAGAGCUUUGUAGUCUUGUUGGCAGUUUUGAUCUGAGCUAAGCUCGAAUAUGUCAUAAACAAACUAAUAUUAAACAAAAUUUUCAUGUAAGUAUACUUGAACUCAAUUAAACCAACUCUGUAAUUAUUGAAAGCAGUUAUGACUGAAUAUUAGUGCAUGGAUCAUUUUUAUCACUAAUGAAAAGUCUGACUCAAAUAUGUAGUUUAAUUGAGUCCAAAUAUUCAGAAGUGUAAAGGACUGUAGACACUCUAUAUUUUGUUAAUAUGUAUUUAGGUUUUAGGCAGUGUCUGGGGUACACUAUCUAGCCAUUGAGUGAUAUAAUAAUAAUAUAUAGUUAAAAAUUAAUGUCGGUCCCCUUUAUUUCUAUUGUAAAAUGGGAGGCUUUCAUGUAACUGAAUUUUUUAUAUUCCUAUAUUUUUGUCUAUCAUUAGUGUGUAUUUUCUACUUUCCUUUAUGGCUAUCAGUAUUAUUCUACAUUUAUUUUUUACUUUUUGGUACUUUAAUAUGAAUUUUUAGAGGACCAUCCUGUGAUGUUAGUGGUAGUAAAUUGAUAGGGUAUAAAUUCUGAUAAGUUAGAAGUGUGAAUAAAAUUCUAUAUGCAAAGUAGUCUUAGUGGAUACAUUUUAAAAAUCAUGUGAUUCAAUGUAGCAGCUUAUUGUAACUUAUUGUAACAAGGAAAUGAUUUAGGUGCUCGUACAUCAAAAGUCGUUUCAGUCAUUACUAGAUGAAACCAUCACAAAAUCUACGCCAUUGAGCAACUUUAGAUAUAGUAUUUACUACUAAAGAAAUAUCAUACUCUAACUGAUGGCUUCUUUGGAGAAAGUGAGUUUGCAGAAACAUAGGCCUAAACUGUAAAGACUCAUGUGCUACUUGCUAUGGAGGAGCUGUGGAUGGAUAGGGUGAUAGUAAAUUUUAUGUUUAGGAAAAAUAUAUUUAUUUUUCUUCCUGUAAUUUAAUUCUCAAUAUCAUUCAAAUUCUACAUUAUAUUAUCUAUGUUCCUGUAACUACCCUCAGAUGUGCUAAUUUCAGAAUUUUUACUUAAGGUGACUGUAUUUUGCGUAGUGUUUAGUGACAAGAAAAUAUGUAUUUAACUUGUUGCCAAAAUAAUCACAUAUUCGAAGUUCUUCUUCACUGUAAUGAUAAUAAAUGUAAUAAAUAUCGUGGUAGUAAA